AUGAAAGAACACAUCGACAAGGCCACAUUUGACCAGAUCCUGGAGAUGGACGACGACCCCGAUGAUAGGGACUUCAGCAUGGGAAUUGUCGUUGGCUUCUUUGAACAAGCUGAGGGCACCUUUAAGAAGAUGGAAAAAGCUCUAGAGAAGAAAGACCUCAAAGAGCUGUCUUCACUGGGACAUUUCUUGAAAGGCUCGUCAGCUACUCUGGGACUGACUAAGGUCAAGGAUGCAUGUGAGGAGAUCCAGAACUACGGUGCCGGGAAGGAUAAGACGGGUACCAACCCCAUAACGGAAGAGGAUUCUCUGAAGAAGAUUGACGAGAGCCUGGCGACGUGCCAGGCGGAUUACAAAGUAGUAGAGAAAUCCCUCCGCAAAUUUUUCGGCGUCGAAAACGACAGCGAGAAGAACGUCGACAAGUAG
Aspergillus oryzae RIB40 is the source of this 423-nucleotide messenger RNA. RefSeq names its product Hpt domain-containing protein. The record is from RefSeq and is a predicted model, not a curated record. Gene Ontology annotation, cellular component: nucleus; cytoplasm. Gene Ontology annotation, biological process: phosphorelay signal transduction system; phosphorylation. Bases 1 to 423 code for a protein of 140 amino acids. Gene Ontology annotation, molecular function: histidine phosphotransfer kinase activity; protein histidine kinase binding. The transcript has 2 exons. NCBI's taxonomy places the organism in Eukaryota, Fungi, Ascomycota, Eurotiomycetes, Eurotiales, Aspergillaceae.